Messenger RNA from Triticum aestivum (bread wheat), 672 nucleotides. RefSeq lists its product as uncharacterized. Lineage: Eukaryota; Viridiplantae; Streptophyta; Magnoliopsida; Poales; Poaceae. The record is from RefSeq and is a predicted model, not a curated record. Bases 138 to 458 code for a protein of 106 amino acids. The transcript has a single exon.
UACCUCGAGCUUUGGCUGCUUCCCAAAGUUGACUCCUCCUAAAGCACUACGUACGUCAAAGACGAGGCUGCAGGCCAUACCAUAGCGGCAUAGCCACCGAGACGUACGAGGAGGAAGGGAGAAGAGGCACGAGAGGAAUGGGGGAGGGCGCGCCAUGCAGCUUCACGCCGCGGCGCCGGGGGGUGCUGUGGCGCGGCCUGGGCCUCGGCCGGCGCCGUAAGCUCCAGGUCGCCUGGCUCGGCGGCGGCAGGGCAGGCGGUGGCGGUGGCCGUUGCCACGGGCUCCUGCGGCGGCUCCGCCUGCGCUGGCUCCGGCGCGCCGUCCGCAAGCUGGCCGCGAUCUACAUGGCGGCGCUGGCAGGUCCGCCGGCGUCGUCGUCGUGCCCUGCGUGGGUCGGCGUGGAGCCCUGCUUCGCCACGCCGUUCAUCUUCGUCCCCAACGCCCCGCGGUUCUUGUGAAGCCGCCGGGCAGAGCUUUUAGGAGGAGCCGACCGAUGGCCGUGAUCUUGGCAUGAUUUGCGUGCGCAAAACUCUGCUUGAUUCCUGUCCUUGCUGUCCUUAGUUUCGUUUGGACGCAAAAUGAGAGAAGGAAGAUGUAAAAUCAGUAUAUGAAUGGGUGUUCUUCCCUUGUAAUUAACCACCGGCCAUCGAUAAGUUUCUUCGUUUUUCUGUA